Lolium perenne is the source of this 938-nucleotide messenger RNA. Its product is annotated as 17.9 kDa class I heat shock protein. The record is from RefSeq and is a predicted model, not a curated record. NCBI's taxonomy places the organism in Eukaryota, Viridiplantae, Streptophyta, Magnoliopsida, Poales, Poaceae.
AUGUCCCCCAACAAAAUCUGAAGAAAGCAUCGACCAAAAAGCUUCCCUAAAUCCAUCACCUUCCGCUUCCAUCAUCAAACAAACCAGUAAACCAUCCAUUUCUUCCACCAGCAGCCUAAAGUCCCCACCGAUCCGGCCGACAAUGUCGCUGAUCCGCCGUAGCAACGUGUUCGACCCCUUCUCCCUCGACCUCUUCGACCCCUUUGACGGCUUCCCCUUCGGCUCCGGUAGCAGCAGCGGCGGCAGCCUCGUCCCGCGCACCUCCUCUGACACGGCGGCCUUCGCCGGCGCACGCAUCGACUGGAAGGAGACCCCUGAGGCGCACGUGUUCAAGGCGGACGUGCCGGGGCUGAAGAAGGAGGAGGUGAAGGUGGAAGUGGAGGACGGCAACGUUCUGCAGAUCAGCGGCGAGAGGAACAAGGAGCAGGAGGAGAAGACGGACACCUGGCACCGUGUGGAGCGCAGCAGCGGCAAGUUCCUCCGUAGGUUCAGGCUGCCGGAGAAUGCCAAGGCGGAGCAGGUGAAGGCGUCCAUGGAGAAUGGCGUGCUCACCGUCACUGUGCCCAAGGAGGAGGUCAAGAAGCCCGAGGUCAAGUCCAUUCAAAUCUCCGGUUAAACAGUUGGGUGACUCCUGCGCAAUGAGGUGGACUGCGGAACAGUGGCGUGGAGUUCCCUCAGUCAUCGUGAUCCGAAAUAAAAACGAGUCCUUGUUAUGUUUGGCUGAGUGCAUGAGUUAGGUGUGUCUAUUGUAGUGUGCAAAUCGUCCGAUGUCUGAGUCAGUGUUCAGAGUCUCGUGUACCUGUGUUUUGAGUUCAGUUCUAUGUUUUGUUCAUCAGGGUCCGUACUCAAUCGGAACUGAGUAGCUCUUUUUUUAUCUUACUAGCAAAAGUACUCGUGCUUUGCAUCUGGGAAAAGAAAUAUUCUAACUCUCAUGUAAA